Paramecium pentaurelia is the source of this 645-nucleotide messenger RNA. NCBI's taxonomy places the organism in Eukaryota, Ciliophora, Oligohymenophorea, Peniculida, Parameciidae. The record is from the annotation of a GenBank genome assembly.
AUGGGAACAUGUGCAUAAUGUAAUAACACAAAAUAAGAUUCAGUAGAAAGUGAUAUGUAUAAAAAACAUGAGAGUGUACAUUUAAAACUGUUAGAAUUGAAUCAAAUAUCUAAAGCUACAAUCUUUGAAAGAAUGAAAUUUAAUAAAAAGAUGGAAAUUGAUUAAUUAAGUGAUAAAAUUUUUGAGGAUUCAUUAUAAAUAAGUGAAGUAAAUUAAGAAAUAACUUUAAUUUAAAGUAUACAUGGAAGUCUAAAGAGAAUAAAUAAAUAAUAUAACUUUUAGGAAUGUAUUUAGAUGUUCAAUAAUGCUUAGAAGUGUUAAUAAAAUGAAUCUAUAAAUAAACAAAAAUUUCGUAUGACAGAUCCUAACUUACCUAAAAAUUUAUCAAAUUCUUCAAGUUCAAAUAACUAAUUCCAAGAGUUUAAUAAAUAAUUUAAAGUAAUUGAGAAAUAAAAUAUUGAAUUUGAUGAUAAUAAAUCUUUAAAAAGCAUAUUAAAGAAAACUAAUAUGAGAAAUUGUGAAAGUAAAUCAGUUCAUUUUGCUCGUAAUACAAAUUCAAGUCAAACUUAAAUGAAAUCUCGAUCUUGUAAUCAUUCAAAAAAGAAAAAGAAAAAAAUAUAACAAUUUGACAAUUAUAAAUUUUGA